UGCUUUUAAUCGCUCUUCUCUUCUACCACCUCGAUCCACCCACUUUCCCGACGAUGUCUCUUUUGUACAAGCCUGAGUUGCUCCAGCACUACCUGAACUUGGACCAGGGUUCCAAGGUCCAGGCUGAGUACGUUUGGAUCGAUGGUGAUGGUGGAUUGCGCUCCAAGACCACUACCGUCUCCAAGAAGGUCACGGAUAUUACUGAGCUCCGUAUCUGGGAUUUCGAUGGCUCGUCGACCAACCAGGCUCCUGGAAACAACUCCGAUGUCCUCCUCCGCCCUGUCGCCAUCUUCCCCGACCCCUUCCGCGGUGGUGACAACAUCCUUGUUCUUGCUGAGACCUGGAAUAACGACGGCACCCCGAACAAGACCAACUUCCGCAGCCACGCGAAGAAGGUCAUGGACGAGGCUAAGGACUUUGUUCCCUGGUUCGGUAUCGAGCAGGAGUACACUCUAUUUGACACCGAUGGACGCCCUUACGCCUGGCCUAAGGGUGGUUUCCCCGGUCCCCAGGGCCCAUACUACUGCGGUGCUGGAACUGGCAAGGUUGUCGCCCGUGACCUCAUUGAAGCUCACUACCGUGCUUGCCUGUACUCUGGUAUCAACAUCAGUGGUGUAAACGCCGAAGUCAUGCCUUCGCAGUGGGAGUACCAGGUCGGACCGUGUGAGGGUAUCUCCAUGGGUGACCACCUGUGGAUGUCCCGAUACCUGCUUCUCCGCAUUGCUGAGCAGUGGGGUGUCGUAGUCUCAUUCCACCCCAAGCCUUUGGCAGGCGACUGGAACGGUGCUGGAUGCCACACCAACUACUCGACCAAGGCCAUGCGUGAGGAGGGAGGAAUGAAGGCGAUUGAGGCUGCCAUCGAGAAGAUGUCGAAGAAGCACAACGAGCACAUCGCCGUCUAUGGCGAGGACAACGAGCUCCGUCUCACCGGCCGCCACGAGACCGGUCACAUCGGCGACUUCAGCUCCGGUGUCGCCAACCGUGGCGCGUCCAUCCGUAUCCCACGGGCUUGUGCUGCCCAGGGCUUCGGAUACCUCGAGGACCGUCGCCCGGCUUCCAACAUCGGUACCCGUACCGUGUCACUUCGAUCAUCGUCGAGACCACUUGCCUCGACCAGUAGACGUUUAAUGGUAGACGCUGCUUUGACUGCUCUCAUGGAUCUCGUAUUCUCGCGUAGUUUCCGCGAGAUCGGCGCCUUCAAGCUUCUUGAACUUCCUCCCGAACUUUGUCAGCUAGUCGAGUCUGCAGUCGAAGCAAGAUCUCCACUCCACCUCACGAUCAGGGGCAAUUCAACCGAAGACGCUGUGCUCUGCACCGAGGAAUCGACCUACGCCAUCCGCUCUGUCGUUCUUUCAAACACUAUCCUCGUCGUCUCGGCCGACUCGGACAAUGCAGAGACAGUGGUAAUCCAAGACGAAGUAAACGAGAUCUUGGAGCUUGCUCCGACAGUGCCGAAGACACACAGAUUAUCCUCGCUUCUCAAGGGCUGCGAGUACGAUGAUAUACACGAUUCGGAGGAGGAGCCGGCCCCCACGAAUCCUGCAUCCGUCAUGACUUAUGCGUCCGCGCGUGCGAGCAUACAAGCCAGCGACGCGGAACUCACGCGGGCCCUCCGAGCGCAACGGAUUCUCACCAUCCGCAACGAGCUGCGCCCGAUCGCUCUGUCAUACCUGAGCAGCAUCCUCGAGACGAUGCUCAAUCUCAUCAUCGCGCAGAACAUGACCCCCGCCGCGAUUCCUGCUGAGGAAGUUUCGGCGACUUUGGCCGACGAAAAUGAGAUAUCGAGGGCGGUGUCUAGUCAGGUUAUGGGUUGGUUCGGAGAGGUGCGAGACGACGGGAUGUGGACGAUGGAUGUCGAGGGCGUUGUAAAGGAGAUCGGACUGGGGGUUUUGAGGCAGCACAGGGUGGAACCCGUGGUGUCUUCCACGUUGGUCGAAAGGUGGAAGAAUGCGGUGGGAGAUACCUUCUCCGACACGGUGUCGCUGAAGUUGCUGCUCGUGGGUGUCCCGUCCCGACCCACUGCACCGCAAUCUGACGCGCACCAUCAGGGCAACUAUCUAGCAGUCGCAGGAUCUUUCGAUGAUGGCACCGAGCAGCUCAAGUAUUUCCCCUCGUCUGAGCUUCCUGUGGACGGGGCGAGUCGCUUCGUCGAUCUGUUCUUGACGCGCCCGCGGUGGAAGGCAGAAGAGAUCGGCCCGUUCUUGUCCGACAUCGCUGUGAGCAGUAAAGAUCGAGACAAGCUAUUGCUCAAGCACACACGAGCCACGACAGACAGUACAGGCGUCUGGUACACGAAAAAAUAG
This is a messenger RNA of Mycena citricolor, 2303 nucleotides long. NCBI's taxonomy places the organism in Eukaryota, Fungi, Basidiomycota, Agaricomycetes, Agaricales, Mycenaceae. The record is from the annotation of a GenBank genome assembly.